Linum trigynum is the source of this 2943-nucleotide messenger RNA. NCBI's taxonomy places the organism in Eukaryota, Viridiplantae, Streptophyta, Magnoliopsida, Malpighiales, Linaceae. The record is from the annotation of a GenBank genome assembly.
UUACCUUUCCUUUAGUAAACAAACACCACUUAGUAAAGAAAAUAAAACAUUAUUCAAAAGAGAGAAUCUAUCAUCGUCAUUCUGGAGUUGGAAUCAUCGAUAUGAUGUCUGGAUCAUGACUAGUGACUCUGAAUCGGUAAAGUUCACUCCAAAAAUUGGAAAAAAAACAAAAAAAAAGGAACCGUAGCUCAUUUGCGGUUGCACCAUGGGCCAACCGCAACUCACUUGCGGUUGCACCAUGGGCCAACCGCAGCUCACAUGUGGUUGCACCAUGGACCAACCGUAACUUGCCUUAGGUUGAGCGUUUUUUUUUUAAUUUCGAUAGAGAACUGGCGACGACAAUGGCGGGAAAGGCGCCACCGGACUGGUGCGUCGAGAGGAAUUCACGAAGAAGGAAGAUGAGGGGUUCAGUUUGAGGAGUUAGGGAUUGUUUGGUUUGUUUAAAUUUUGAAAUUUUAUUGGGGGUAUAUAAGUCAUUUAUCAUUAGAGUUAGGGCGACCGUUAGCAAUUUUAAGGGCGACAUUUAGCGAUUCAGAUUAUUAAGAGCAUCUCCAUUGGAAUUGCAAUUAGAAUUGCAUAAUGACAUGACAUUCAUUUGCAAUCGCAUAAUGCAAUUGCAUUGAUGUAGAUGACAAUUGCAUCUUUGCAAGUUUGCAUAUAAUGCAAUUAUGGAAUGCAAGCCACAUCAUCUUUUUUAUUAUUAAAUUAUUCAUUAAUUUUAUUAUUUGAGUGUUUAUGUUUUAAUAAAUUAAAUAAAAAAAAUUAGUUGUAAUUGCAAGUUAAUUGCAUUGAUGUGGUGCAAUGAAAGUAAGAUGAGUUGGAUUGCAAAAAAAAUGAAGUAACAAUAAAAAAACAAAUGCAAUUGCAAAUAUCAUUGCACCAAUGGAGAUGCUCUAAGGCAUGGUUGUCAUGCCGGUGGCAUGCCACCCGGUUGAACCUAUGCCGGUCAUGAAACCGGCAUGACACCACCGAUAUGACCGGUACGAUCGACUUACGCAUUCUAAGUAAAAUGACAUCAUUUUAAUGAACUUAAUGAAUAAAAAAAUUAAUUUAUUAUUCAUUUUAUGAAUGUAAUAGCUAAAAAUUGAUGAUAUUUGUUGGAUUGUAACUAAAUUGUCCACAAAUAUGUUUUAUAUAUGAUUAAAUACAUUAGAUAUUAAUUGUUUUCACAUUUUUUUAACCGGCAUGAACCGACACAAACUGAUUAUACCACCGGUCGUACCAUUCCACUUGCCAAACCGGCACAACGGUAUAAACCGGUUUGACAACCUUGCUCUAAGGGCAGCUGGAGUUAAAAAUGAGUUCGAAAUUCCCGUAAAAAAGUGCGGGUAGUUACGUAAUUACGCGCUUCUUCUCUUCCGGGCUCCGGCUACCGGGAAACGAAAGAAGAAUAAGGAAAAUAAGAAAAGAGCAAAAUCUAAAAUUUUCAAGCAUUGAAAUCGAGAAUCGACUCGAGGGAAGAAGAAAGAAGAGCGACAAAGAAACAGAAAGAGUAGUUUCCAAUUCACCGUGACGGAGACGGAGAGGAGAGUUGAUAAUGGUGAAUUGACGCUGGCACGGCCCUUUUUUAAAGACUCGUACUCCUCAACCGCGCCAAGGCCAACCGGAGGGGGAAGCAGUGCCUAUCUGAGAGUGGAAGACUGUUCUCGCCUUCUCUAGUCAUGGCUGCAGCAGGUGGCGACAAGUUACCCAUGGAGGUGUGCAAAGGCAUCAACGGCCUCGACAAGGUGGUGCUCCGUGAAGCUCGUGGGAGUUCUGCCGAGGUGUACUUGUAUGGUGGUCAUGUAACAUCAUGGAAAAAUGACCACGGGGAGGAGUUGCUCUUCGUAAGCAGUAAGGCUGUAUUCAAACCUCCAAAGCCUAUUCGUGGUGGCAUUCCUAUAUGCUUUCCUCAAUUUGCAAGUCAUGGUGGCCUUGAAUCACAUGGUUUUGCUAGGAACAGGGUCUGGAGCAUCGAGUCUGAUCCACCUCCUUUUCCAACAAAUUCUGCCAGUAAGGCUCAUGUUGAUCUGAUUCUCAAGCCAACUGAAGAGGAUCUGAAGAUCUGGCCUCAUAGCUUUGAGUUCCGUUUGAGGGUAGCUUUGGGCCCUGGUGGAGAUCUGUUGUUGACAUCUCGUGUCAGGAAUACCAGCACAGAUGGGAAGCCUUUCUCGUUCACUUUUGCGUAUCAUACUUACUUUGCUGUAUCAGAUAUCAGUGAAGUUCGGGUGGAAGGUCUGGAGACACUUGAUUAUCUUGACAACCUACAGAGCAAGGAGCGUUUCACAGAGCAAGGAGAUGCUAUAACAUUUGAAUCUGAAAUUGACAAGAUCUACCUCAGCACCCCUACCAAGAUCGCAAUUCUGGAUCAUGAAAAGAAGAGGACGUUUGUGGUGCGCAAAGAUGGGCUCCCAGAUGCUGUUGUGUGGAAUCCAUGGGACAAAAGGGCAAAGGCGAUUGUGGAUCUCGGGGAUGAGGAGUACAAGCACAUGCUGUGCGUGGAAGCUGCAGCUGUGGAGAAGCCCAUCACGCUAAAGCCAGGGGAGGAGUGGAAAGGGAGACUGGAACUUUCUGCAGUUCCUUCCAGUUACUGUAGUGGGCAACUUGAUCCGCAGAAGGUUCUCCAGAGCAGCUGAAAUUUCCUUUUUCGAUCCAAUUCCAAAUUCUGUAAUGAAGGCGAUAUUAGUUUCUACAAAUCCUGUACAGCUAAAAACUGGUGCAAAAAUUUUCUGGGGCUCAUGCAUUCUGGUACCCGAGAUCUCUCUCAUUCUGUGGUUGGAUGUAUGGAUUGCCAUAUAUAAUGAUUUUUGUUGUUAAUGCUCCAUCGCAAUUUGGUGUUUGCGUGUGCUCGGAGUCGGCAGAUAGGCAGAGUCUAGGUGGCGGGUGGUUAGAAGUUAGGCUUGUAUGUGCGUGCUUGAUAGUUGUGCGAAGACUAGAGAGAGAUAAUGAAUUGUGAAUUGACUG